Candidozyma duobushaemuli is the source of this 5181-nucleotide messenger RNA. RefSeq lists its product as uncharacterized. The transcript is spliced from 4 exons. Bases 1 to 5181 code for a protein of 1726 amino acids. NCBI's taxonomy places the organism in Eukaryota, Fungi, Ascomycota, Pichiomycetes, Serinales, Metschnikowiaceae. The record is from RefSeq and is a predicted model, not a curated record.
AUGACAGACGGGUUCAUUGGCAAACUUAAGCUGACAUUCAGCUCCAAAGAGAGAAAAAACGAAAAGAUCCUAAGGGCGUCUUACAGAGCAGGUAAGCGCCAGGCCCACGCUGAGCUCGGGUCCAGCACCAAGGACUCGUCGAGCCUGAGUGCUCUGUCGAGCGACAAUGAGCAGCUUUCGCACGCUCAGGGCAAGAACAGCACCGGCACCGCGGCGCCAGGCCAGACUUUUGGCAGCCAGUCUGACCCAGCCGCUGCUAGUGCAGCAGGAGCAGCUUUGGGUACCGGCGGCGGCGCGGCAGCAGGAUACGGUGCGCUGAAGAAGGGCAGAGUGGUUUCGCUGCCUCCCAAGCGCUCGCGCGAGCCUUUGGACAAGGACUGGGGCGGAGACUAUGCCAACGAGAAGAGGCCUGAGGAGGUGACGGGCGCCACCGGCGCCGAUUCCAGCAAGGCCGUUUUGGACAAUUCCCAGCCUAGAUACGACAACGAAGCCAGCCCAAUCCUGGGCAAGGGCAAGUUCUACGACCCCAAGGACACCCAGGGUGGAGUGUACGGCAGUUCAGGCAGCAAUUCUGCUAGUGGCUCCACCUCUGGCCACGGAGGUGCCUAUGCUGGUGCCGCGGGCGCAGGCGCCGCAGGCGCUGGACUCGCAUACGCAGCAGGCCGUGGCGGCAGCGACUCCGGCUCCGGCUCCAACGAGUACACCGAGGCCACCCAACAAGAGGUUUCUUCCCAGGACAAUUUGAAGACCAAGCCCACUGUUUACGCUGAGCAGGAGAAGCAGGAGGAGGAGGCCAACAAGGUUUGUGAGCAGGCGUACGCCAAGGGCCAGAGACAGGCCAAGGAGUUGCACCAGCAGGGCAAGGAGAAGGCUCGUGCUGAGGCUGACGAGGGCAAGAUUGGCUCUGGUGUGGACGAGCAGGAGGAGCACGCGCACAACAAAUCUGCCUACAACCAGGGCGGCGUGAAGCAGGCUUACCGCGAGGUUACCGGUGGAAAGAGCGAUGGUAACAAGAGCGGCAGUAAUGCAGGUUAUGCUGCUGCCGGCGCUGGAGCUGGAGCUGCUGGAGGCUACGCCGCCGGUUCUGCUCUUGGUUCCAAGGGUUCCAAGGAGACCCAGGACGCUCGCUCCAACGCUGUGCACGCUGGCGAGCCACCUUCUGGCGACAAGUUUGACUACGACUCUGAGAUCAAGCGUUUGGACCAGAACAUUGCCACCACGCAAAAGGAGAUUGACGAGAUCCACGGCAGAGGCACUUUGGACCCACGUGCUGGCGCCACCUCCAGCUCUGGCGCUGUUCCAGCUCCCUCUGGCUCCAGUGCUCCAGGUGGCUCCAGUGCCUCCAAGACCAGUUCUGGUUCUGGCAGAGCCCUCGCGGGCGCAGGAACCGGUGCCGCUGUGGGCGCAGGCGCAGGCUACGCUGCGAGGGACAGAUCCAGCGAGUCGUACGACCAGACCAAGGCCACCAACCAGCCUGGCACUUCCUCCUCCACUGGUCCAUCUAGCGCUGGCGCUGCCACUGGCACCUCUCGCGAUGCCACCACCCACCAGUCCAAGACCGAACAGUUCAAGGAGUACUACGAUGCUGGUAUCAAGAAGGGCGCCUACGACGCUGGCCAAGAGGCUGGUCAGGGUAGCCACGGUGCCCAGGGCACCCAGGACGAGUCUUCGGGCCACGGACCUGGUCUUGUGGCUGGCGCGGCUGGCGCCGUUGGCGCGGCUGGAGUGCUUGCUUCCAGGGCCUUUGGCUUAGGCGGCUCGCAGGACGCCUCGCGCGAAUCUGACCCUCAGGCUGACGCUCAGGCCAAGCAGGCUGAGAUCCAGUCCAAGCAGGCUGAUGCCCAAAAGGAGAGCGACAGCCAGCUGGCCCGCUCUGAGAGCUCGAGCUACCUCGACUCGGCCAAGGGCGCCAUUGGCGCUGCCUUCGGUUACGGCCAGGGCCUGAACGACAAGAAGGAUGAGUUUACUCAUGACUCGCAGACUACCGGUUCCAAGGCCGCACACCCUCAAGCGGUUUCCACCGGCGGCGACCCAUCCUUGAAGGAUCCAUCGUUUAGACACCCCGAGACUGCCGCUGCGGCCGGCUCGGUCGACACUAGAUACGACGCUGACCGUGCUGCCAGAGAGGCCAAGAACGCUGCUAGCGACAAGACCAGCCAGUCCUCUGGUGGUUUCCUCAGCAGAUUUGGCUUUGGCGGUGACAACAAGUCUGAGACCUCUGAGCGUGAGGAGCCAACCCAGUCUAGCCAGUCCGGUCAGUCUGGCAGCAACUCCACCCUUGGUGCGAUUGCCGGCGCCGUUACUGGCGGUGCUGUUGGCACUGGCGCUUCUUCUGCUCUUGGCGGCUCUAGCUCUGGUGCUGGCUCUGAAAAGGGCAACCUUGUGGAGACUGCCGCAGCCAACUCGCGCGAGGUGGAUGAGCAGCCCAAGCACAAGGGCAACAAAAACGCGACCGUCGAGGCCGCGGGUGAUGAGACCAACAAGGACAAGGACGAUGUCCAGCAGGUUCCUGGUCUCGAGCCCGAGGACAAGAGAGAGGACCCCGAGAAGGACACCAAGCUGACUGCUUCUUCUCUGGCCAAGUUGGAAGAGGAGGUUGCUGCUCACAACAAGAAGCACGGCAUCAAGAACGACGGCCGUUCUUUGAUUGACAUUGCCGAGCAGGAGGACCCGCUGAUUCUGAAGUUGCACCACGCCAAGGGCUUGCUGGGUGCGCUGGACCUUGGCGACGAGGAGGAGUCCUCUGGCGCGAAGGAUGAUAUACAGCCGGUGCCUGAUGUGGCCUUGCACCCCAAGUCUGACUUCAUCAACCUGGGCGGUAAGGUUGGCCACUUGGGCAACGUUGAUGCUUCUGAGGCUACUCGCAUCGCACGCCCCACUAAUGAAUUGAAGCCAACCGCUAUGGCUGCUAUUGGACCUGAGGAGGCUGCUGCCGAGUCGGCGCACUCUGAGGCUGCCAAACCUGCCCCAUCGCUGGGCAGCUACCAGGAAUCGCCGUACUACGCGCCCGAGCGCGGCGGUAACCACCCUGCGCCUAGGGUGCUGGGCCAGGCAUAUGUGACGCAGGAACAGCGCGAGGCCCGCAAGAGAGAGGUAUUGGGAGGCCAGGGUUCUGAAAAAUCUGCCAACACUGGCGCUGCUGGUGCUACUUCUGCUGCCGCUGGCGGCUCUGCCCACGCCGAUUACUCCAGCCAGGAAUUGCACGAAAAGACCGUCAUUGAGUCUGCCUACGCUGCCGGCGUGAAGAAGUUGGCCGAGGAGAGAGGCCUUGGAGUGGAGCACCAGACGCUCGGUGGUGCAGGUGCUGGCACUUCCGGCUCUGCCAGAAAGGAACCAAUAGUCGAGGUGAUUGGCAUCGAGGACCGUGAAAAGGCAGAGAAGGUGGCACUCAAGGCCACGCGUGAUCUUGAAAAGAAGGGCCAGGACGUGCUGAACAGCAAGAUCGUGGUGGAUGCCAACAAGCCUGGCUGGAGCCCCGGUGCCCUUGGAGUUGCCGCGGCUGGCGGUGCUGUUGGCGCUGGCGCGGGAGCCCUUGGUUCUCGCUCCACCCACCCAGAUGCCGCUUUCGACGAAAAGAACCCUCGCGAUGUGGACCCCCGCUUGUUCCACUCGCAGCACCAGGAGGUGAAGAGAGAGCUCGAGCAAGAUGCCCAGGAGGGCAGACUCGGUGAGGUCAAGCCUACUGGAUCUGCUGGAGGCAGCGGCGUCAACGCAGGGUCUGCUGCAGUGGUUGGCGCGGCUGGCGCCGCUGGAGUCUUCGCUGCGAGCCGCGGCGGCCACUCCCACCAGACCCCAGAUGCUGCCUUCAACGAAGAAAACCCUCGUGACGUGGACCCUAGACAGUUCCACAGCCAGCACGAGCACGUGAAGGAUGAGCUUGAGGAAUAUGCCCAGGAAGGUCGUCUUGGUGCCAUUGAGCCGGAAUCCAGUGCCCUUGGCGCUGGCGCUGGUGCUACGGGCUCUAGAGAUGCUGGUCCCACUGGUGGCUCUAGCGGCUCCAAGCAGACUGCUGGUUCUAGUGGUGCCGCCUUGGGCGCGCCAGAUUCAGCUUUUGCUUCCGGUGCUGCCCUUGGUGCGCCUGCUGCCGCGUUCCAGCAGCCCUCUACCGGAACCGCUAUUUCUUCCCUGGGCUCUCGCGGCGCCACCCAUGGCGCGCCAGACGCUGCAUUUGACGAACCCAACCCUAGGGAAGUGGACCCUACGAAGUUCCACUCCCAGCACGAAAAAGUCAAGGACGAGCUUGAGGAGUACGCCGAGGAGGGAAGACUCGGCGACGUGAAGCCACAGAGCGGUUCCUUUGGCUACGGUACUGCCGCAGCCGCUGGAGUCGCAGGCGCUACUGCGGGAGUGGCAGGCUUGGGCCUCGCUUCGCAGGGCAAGUCCCACGAACAGCCCGAUGCCACUUUCCACCUGCUGAACCCAGGUGACGUGGACCCUAGGAAGUACCACUCGCAACAUGAGGAGGUGAAGCGUGAACUUGAGGAUCAGGCCGAGGAGGGCACUCUUGGCAACGUUUCGGCCACCAACGAUAGAUCCGGUUACCGCGAGCCUUACCCCAGUACCCACUACCAGAACGUCAAGGUGAUUGGCGUGAAGGACAAGGAGAGAGCCGGUGACUUGGCCAGGCAGGCUGUGGCUGCCAUUCAAGGCAGACCGGAGAUUUUAGAAAACACGAAGGAAUUGCGUGUGGAUGCAUCUGGCGCUGUUACUGACGAGCAGGGUGCCUUCUUGCUUCAGUUGGGCCGCGGUCUGAUCUCCGAAGACACCCAAGCCCGCGGCGGCUUGGUAACUCCUCCAGUGGCAGGCUCUCGACAGUCGAAAGCGCUUGCCUCGGAGUGGCCAUCGCAAACUGCCCAACCAUCUUCCAACCUUUCAAACCAACCAAACACAUCGAGCCUCGGCUCGGGCGCCUACGGUUCAGCCGGCUCUGCUGCCGCCGGUCUGGCCUUUGGUUCUCUGAGAACCCCAGGCGCCAACACUGCCUUUGGCACACAGGAGUCUGACCCAUUCGGCUCUGGUGCUUCCCUGAGAGCUGGUACUGCUGGCCACGACGCCUCCACCACCGCUGCCCCUGGUGCUGGCGCUUCUUCGGAAUCUGCUGACGCUGCCCUGAUCAGCAGGCCCUGGUGGCCAUGCCUGGCGCUCUUAACUUUUAGGCGUUCGUUCUGUUUUAUUACUUAA